GCAUUGCAUUGUGGGAAAAAGGAGCUAGUCGCCAUCUUGCUUUAGCGCCGCAAGUUAUCAGGGUAGAAUAAUAACCACGUUUGAAUGAAUAUUUUUGAGACAUACGAGUGUUUUAACAAUUCGAUUUGAGCAUAUAUUGCAGGUAGUGGGGUGUACGAGUGUGUAGGUGGAACACCGUGUUGUUUAUUUGGAAUAUUUCCGACUUUUAGAAGUAGUUAACUGGGAUUUUUUUUAGACUUGAGGUGAUCAUGGGUCGAUCUAGAAGUCGCAGUUCGUCCCGUUCCAAACACUCCAAAAGCAACAAGCACAGCAAAAAACGGACCCGGUCGCGUUCACGGGACAAAGAGAGGACCAAGAAACGAUCCAAGUCCCGUGAAGCGAAGAGGAACCGGCGCAGAGAAUCACGUUCUCGUUCCCGGUCAGCUACAGCAUCGACCCGUAGGGAAAGGGAGAGAGCGGUCACACCGCCGGAGAGAAUUGACAUAUUCGGCAGGACACUGAGCAAGAGAAGCGCCUUGGACGAAAAACAGAGAAAAGAGGAAGAGGAGAAGAAAGUCGAAAUGGAAAGACAGAGGAAGAUCAACCCUCCCCUCUUUCUCUCGCCACCCUUGCCGUGCAGCCGGCAGGUGGAGGUAGAGGAGAAGCUGAUCGAGGAGGAGACGGCGCGUCGCGUGGAGGAGCUGGUGGCCAAGCGGGUGGAGGAGGAGCUGGAGAAACGUAGGGACGAGAUCGAGCGGGAGGUGCUGCGACGUGUGGAGGAGGCCAAGCGCAUCAUGGAGCACCAGCUGUUGGAGGAGCUGGAGAAACAGAGGCAGACAGAGCUACAGGCCCAGAAGGCCAGAGAGGAGGAAGAACGAUCCAAACGGGACGAGCUGGAGAAAAUCCUGGAGGAGAAUAACCGCAAGAUCGCCGACGCUCAGGCCAAACUGGCUGAGGAGCAGUUGCGUAUCGUAGAGGAGCAGAGAAAGAUUCACGAGGAGAGGAUGAAGCUGGAUCAGGAUCGCCAGCGGCAACAGAAGGAGGAACAGAAAAUGAUCCUGGGCAAAGGAAAGUCCCGGCCCAAGCUCUCCUUCUCCCUCAAAGCCACCGAAUGAGUCUCCCAUCCCUCCUCUCUUCCUUCUCCUACCCUUCUCAUCCCACCCAGCACUCUGCUCCUCCUCCUCCUCUCUGGAACGCUAGCUGUGUGGAAGGCUGAAUGAAGGGUAGCCCACGGCACCGUCCUGCUCUACAGACCUUUCCCAACCAAGCCUUGGAGGGAGGCCCACCCACCUUCAAACACCUGUUUCGCCGCUUGACCCCUUUGACCCCCCCCACACCCAGUGACUAUUGUUUGUGCUUUUUUAUUUUAAUUUUUAAGGAUUUGAUCUGUCACUACUUGGUCUUCUUACUGAGGCCCACGAGCGGUUGAGUGACCUUUGUUUCCACAGGGUGUUCUGUUGAAGCUUAUUAAAACUGUGGGGUUUAGGAGUUGGCCUAGGUUUUCCUGUUCCGUAUGUGUCUAACGUAGAAAGACCAUUUCCCCAAGCAGGGCUAACCUAAAGUGAUGCUGUAGGCUAGGCUAACCUAAAGUGAUGCUGCAGGCUAGGCUAACCUAAAGUGAUGCUGCAGGCUAGGCUAACCUAAAGUGAUGC
Molecule: messenger RNA, 1631 nt
Organism: Oncorhynchus nerka (sockeye salmon)
Lineage: Eukaryota; Metazoa; Chordata; Actinopteri; Salmoniformes; Salmonidae
Product: arginine and glutamate-rich protein 1-B-like
Exons: 4
Coding region: 249-1094 (281 amino acids)
Cellular component (GO): nucleoplasm; mitochondrion
Molecular function (GO): cadherin binding
Source: RefSeq, a predicted model, not a curated record